This is a messenger RNA of Hylaeus volcanicus, 2318 nucleotides long. RefSeq lists its product as uncharacterized. NCBI's taxonomy places the organism in Eukaryota, Metazoa, Arthropoda, Insecta, Hymenoptera, Colletidae. The transcript is spliced from 14 exons. The record is from RefSeq and is a predicted model, not a curated record. The coding region runs from base 308 to 2008 and encodes 566 amino acids. Gene Ontology annotation, molecular function: ubiquitin protein ligase activity. Gene Ontology annotation, biological process: protein ubiquitination.
ACACUUUGGUAAUCAUUCGGUUCGAGGCAAUCCAAGCAAUAAUUUUAUUUAUUUUAAAAACAUUUCUUCUUUUGUUUUAUGCUUGCAGUGUAAAAAAAAAAGUUAAAUUAAAAAAAAAAACUUAAAAAUGCUAUAAUGUUUUAUCAAAGCAUUGUAAAUACUUUCUUGUUUUUUUCUGUCUUUCAUUAUCUAUUCAAUACGAUGUUAUAACAAUGCGUUCAUGAAUUAAAACCUUAUCUCCACAUGCUCAUGUUGUUUUUAAUGCUUUUUUUUCACCUACCUACUCUUUUCGUUUUAUGAAAAUCCAAUGUCCGUUGGAUUUUUUAAAAUCCCAGAUUGUUCUAUUUGCUACGCCCCUCUAACAGCAAAUCUCUGUAUAUUGAAUACAUGCGGUCAUGUUUUUCAUCAAACAUGCGCAAAAAAGUGGUUUGAAUCUAAGCGCGUUAAAUGUCCCUGUCCUCUUUGUCGGACAACGUGGACACUGAAAUCUCAGCGAGUGCUAAGUUAUCAAGUGGAACCUAUUCCUCUACAAGAUCUUUGUUUAAAUGAUAGCGUAACGGGAAAUUUUCAAUCAAUUCUUCAAAAUGUACUGGAAAAAGGAAAAGAAGCAGUCAAAACAUAUUCUUCAGAAAUUGAAAACCUUACAAGGGAGCUACAGCUUUCACGGAAACAAGAAGAGGAAACUUUUAAUAAAUUGAAAGAGUGUACAGUUUCAAUAGAAGCCUAUAAAAAUCAAUGUGAUGAAUUAUCUAUGGAAGCUGAACGAUUGAAAAAAUUCAAUAAAACUCUUACAAAGAAAGCUCAACAAACAAAAGACGAGAUUGUUUUAGUCAAAUAUCUUAAAGAACCGUGUAAUGAUGAUGAAUUUGAAAAUUUAAUGAAACGUUUUGGAGUCGCGUUGGACCCAAAAAUUUUUUUGACUGUAUUACAUAAUCGGAUUCGAGAAGAAAGCAUAAUUUCUCAAUCUAAAGAAGUGACAAAGGAAAGAUGGAAGCAAAAUGCUUUAGAAUUAAAAGCAGUCAAUGACCAACUUUUGGCACGUUGUCAGCUUCAGGAAUCCAUUUUAAAUCGUUUGAAGAAGGAAAAAAAACAUCUUUCUGCUGUAGUAAAGCAAACAAGCAACAGAACAUCCUUCCCUGCUUCUUCUUUGGCUUGUUCCGUAAAGCAACCGAAUGACUCUCAAGGAAUAUCUUGUAAAAGUGAAAUACCUAUUAAAUUAUCACCAGAAAGUUCUUCGUGUUUUCGAAAACAAGACAAUUUUUAUGAGGAUGGACAAGCUCAGUGUAAUUUUGAAAAAAAACUUCAUCAAUUUGAAAGAACGUCUUCACCUAUAUUAAUGGAUUUUCUAGCUUCUAAUUGUUUUGAAAACGUUAACGAUCACGAAGCUCAUAAAGAAGUAUCUGUCGAAAAACACGUUGAAGUUGUAUUAAAAUCACCUGGUAUGGAAACAACCAUCAUUAUGAAUCCGUUGCCUUUACCGACAACGAAAAAUGAAACUAGUGAAAUGCUUAGCAAUUCUUUGGAAAUUGAUCAGGAAACUGUAACAUCAUCUCCAAAAGAUACCUUAUUGCUUCAGAGCGAAACAAACGGACUGACUGGUGCUAAAAAUGAACAAGAGACUAUUCUUCCUAAAGAACAUCAAUUGGAAGAAGUCUCAUGUCACACACCUCAAAAAGCUGCAAGUCAAGUGACAUGGGAAAGUCUGGGUUUAACUUCAACGCCCUUAUGUACGCCUAGUGAUACCCCUCAUUCAAGUACUAGCUCUAUUUUUCUUGGUGAAAGUGUUUCGUUAACUAAUCGCGUACGCCAAAAACGUCAAAGUCAACAGUCAAAAGAAAAGACCAGUCUUAUUAAUAACAAAUUACGUCUUACUUUGGGCAUUACAACUUCACCACAAUCUUUAUCAACAACGACCCACACUGUUCAAAAACCCUAUCAGUCCUGUCGUACACGAAAAAAUAAACCGGUACAAAACUUCCGUGAUAUUAGAGGUUUUUUUAAUACAUGAAAAAAACUAAGGAAAACAAUGGAAAUAAAUGAUGAGAUGCUAUAAAAUACGGCUUAUUGGAGAACCACUAUCACUGUGUUUUAUGAUAUGACAUUGUCACUCAAAGACAAAUGAAAUUUCUUAUAUUUUACUUCAGAAUAAACAUAUUGUAUGCAAACACUGUCACGUAAACUUCUUGCAGGAUGAUCUGAAAUUUUUCUAUCUUAUUACUAAAAAUAAAAAAAAACCUUGAUAUUUCAUUCAAAGUGACUACUAAUUAUUGUUUCUUUUCCAUAUAUCAAUCAACAUUAUUUUUAACCUAGCUUUGACG